Molecule: messenger RNA, 296 nt
Organism: Drosophila persimilis
Lineage: Eukaryota; Metazoa; Arthropoda; Insecta; Diptera; Drosophilidae
Exons: 2
Coding region: 22-210 (62 amino acids)
Source: RefSeq, a predicted model, not a curated record
CAGUCGUUGGUUGCCACUAAGAUGUGGACGAUCCGUUGCGCUCCGCUGCUCGCCUGCUUCUUUGUGCUUGUAUGUCUUUCCUCUGUGGCGGCCAGCCCCGCAUGGAGCUUUGACCAAGUCGGCGGCUACUUGAAUGGCAUUUUGCGCUCCGUCCUCGGGCCCCUUUUCGGGUUUGGAAACAACAUGUACAACACCACCACCUUUCUUUAGCCUAUGGGUCCUCUUACCGCACCAGACCGAAGGGAACCGGCAGCUUCUCAACAAUAUCCACAACGCAGUCGCCCAGGUUCUUCAGC